ACGUCUCGUUAUUUCCUUUUCUGUCCUUUGUUAUGAAAAUUUGAAUACAGUAAAAGAGAAUCAAAUGAUGAUAACAACACAAUAUUUUAGCUCUGAAACUAUCCGUUGAAACUUGAAAUCAGUUAAGUAAUUUUCAUUUUGAAAUUCAACCAUAACCCUAGAAAUUGGAAGUACCAAACCUCCAUUUUCAAACUUUUCAACUCCCGCUCCUCUCUCUACGCCGUCGCAAUGGGCGCCCACCCCAGCCGAGAUUUGGAUCUCUCCGACUCCGAAUCUGACACCGAGUCUCACGAUACCACGCACCAGGAAUCCGAUUCCGAAGAAGCCUACGCCACGCCGUCGUCGCACCCCUCCGACCGGAAGCGCGACGACCCCAAAACGCCGUCUUCAAUCGACGACGUCGAAUCGCGCCUCAAAGCGCUCAAACUCAAGUACAACAACAACUCCACCGCUCCGAAUUUGAAGAACGCGGUGAAGCUCUACCUCCACGUCGGCGGCAACACCGCCAAAUCGAAAUGGGUGGUGUCCGAGAAGGUAACUUCCUAUUCCUUUGUGAAGGGGGCUCCGAACGGCGAGGAGGAAGACGACGAAUACGACGAUGAAGGCGGAUCCGACCCGAAUGCCUGCUGGCUUUUGAAAAUCGGGUCGAAGGUGAGAGCUAGGGUUGAUGAGAAUUUGCAAUUGAAGGCAUUUAAGGAGCAGAGGCGAUGUGAUUUCGUCGUGAAUGGUGUUUGGGCGAUUAGGUUCUUCAACGCGGAAGAGUGGGAUUGUUUCACUAAGAGGUAUCAGGAUUGCUUGUUUGAGAAUACCUAUGGAUAUGAAGCUAAUGAUGCUAGUAAGCUGAAGGUGUACGGGAAGGAUUUCAUCGGAUGGGCGAAUCCUGAGGUCGCGGAUGAUUCGAUGUGGGAGGAUGCGGAGAUGAAGACUCCUCCGAGCAAAACUCCGGUGAGACGAGGGAAUGAUUUGACUGAGGAGUUUGAGGAUGCUGCGGUGAAUGGGGGCGCUAUCCAGAGCUUGGCUUUGGGGGCUUUGGAUAACAGUUUCUUAGUCAGCGAUUCGGGGAUUCAGGUUGUUAGGAAUUACAGCCAUGGGAUUCAAGGGAAGGGGAUGUAUGUGAAUUUUGAAGAAGGUAAAUUGAGUGGUAGGAAGGGUGCUAAUGCGACUCCGAGGAAGGCUCUGCUCAUGAGAGCUGAGACUAAUAUGCUUCUCAUGAGCCCUAUGAAUGAAGCUAAACCACAUUCGAAGGGUGUGCAUCAGCUUGAUAUCGAAACUGGGAGAGUUGUGAGUGAGUGGAAGUUUGAAAAGGAUGGAGCUGACAUUUCGAUGAGAGAUAUCACUAAUGAUAACAAGGGGGCUCAGAUGGAUCCCUCGGGGUCGACUUUCUUGGGAUUGGAUGACAACAGGCUGUGUCGUUGGGAUAUGCGUGAUAGGAGGGGGAUGGUCCAGGAUAUUGUGAAUGAGAGCACGCCUGUGUUGAACUGGACUCAGGGGCAUCAGUUUUCGAGGGGGACUAAUUUCCAGUGCUUUGCAACGACUGGUGAUGGCUCUAUUGUGGUUGGAUCGCUAGAUGGGAAGAUUAGGCUGUACUCUGUCAGUUCCAUGAGGCAGGCCAAGACUGCCUUUCCUGGCCUUGGCUCGCCUAUCACUCAUGUUGAUGUUACCUUUGAUGGGAAGUGGAUUUUGGGAACCACUGAUACUUACUUGGUCCUCAUAUGCAGUCUGUUCACAGAUAAAGAUGGUAAGACCAAGACGGGUUUUUCUGGCCGAAUGGGGCAUCGGAUUUCAGCUCCGAGGUUGUUGAAGCUGAAUCCUGUGGAUUCACACAUGGCUGGCACAAGCAAAUUCCGCAAUGCUCAGUUCUCGUGGGUCACGGAGGAAGGGAAGCAGGAGCGCCACUUGGUUGCCACUGUGGGAAAGUUUAGUGUUAUAUGGAAUUUCCAACAGGUGAAGGAUGGAUCUCACCAUUGCUAUCAAAAUCAAGUAGGCCUAAAAAGCUGCUACUGCUACAAGGUUGUCCUGAAAGAUGACUCGAUCGUUGACAGUCGCUUCAUGCACGACAAAUACGCAGUCAGCGACUCACCUGAGGCACCGCUCGUGGUGGCAACCCCCAUGAGAGUCAGCUCCUUCAGCAUCUCCAGCCGCCGACUGCAGAUGUAAAGAAGUUCAAUCUAUGAUUGAUCAAGCUUAUGUACUUUAUAUGGAAUUUUUAUGUAUUAGGUUAUAGUGUAAGAAAAUAUUGACCUUAAUCUGUUUUAGUAUUUGAAGAUUCAAGACAAAAAUUUGCUGUAAUUGGUUGCUUCUAGCAAUCUACUUUCUUGUUGAAUGAUAAUGUCUUUGCAUUGCACAACAGAA
Messenger RNA from Salvia splendens (bonfire salvia), 2352 nucleotides. Its product is annotated as protein CYPRO4. Gene Ontology annotation, molecular function: protein binding. Gene Ontology annotation, cellular component: nucleus; cytoplasm. The transcript is spliced from 2 exons. Bases 229 to 2157 code for a protein of 642 amino acids. NCBI's taxonomy places the organism in Eukaryota, Viridiplantae, Streptophyta, Magnoliopsida, Lamiales, Lamiaceae. The record is from RefSeq and is a predicted model, not a curated record.